Arachis ipaensis is the source of this 405-nucleotide messenger RNA. Lineage: Eukaryota; Viridiplantae; Streptophyta; Magnoliopsida; Fabales; Fabaceae. The record is from RefSeq and is a predicted model, not a curated record.
AUGGCAGUAAGACCUCCACCUUCUAACUCCUCUACUGCAUAUGUGCCACCUAGACCUAUCAUAAAGCCAACCAUGUCCAAGAGACCAAUUAGAAGGAGAAAUAUUAAGAGGCCACCACCGUCACAAUCUUCUCCCCUCAGACCCGCCCCACCACAACCUACUCCCAUAACGCCUACCACACCACAACCUUCUGUUGUUAGGCCUACAUCACCAACUAACCAACCGCCUCCAAGAGUUACCAGACAAACAAUGCAUGAUGCAAGUCGAUCGAGGGACCACUACACAAUUUAUGCGAUUCAUGCCAACUCCACCAUCCACAAUUCAAACACCAGGCAGAUGGCCAGUACCUGGGUUCCGUCCACCAACAGGAGCAUCUUCAAGUGGCAACAACAACGGAGUUUCUAG